AAAGAUGGCGGCGCAGAUUAUAACUUCUUAGACUCUCUUUUAAACUUCAGAGCUUCAUAAUGUCUUUUAUUUAAUAUCUGUGACCCAGAUAUUUUCCGAAUGUGUUGUCUGUUUUUAUUUCAGUGUGUGUAAAGUUUAAUGCGGUGAAAUGAGCGGCUGGGCGGGUUUUUCUGACGAGGAAUUGCGGAAAAUGCAGCAGAAAGACCCUGCGGGGCCCGCAGCGGCAGCAGGCCGCGGCAGGAGGCCGGGUCCGAGUAACCGGAGUCGGCAGCAGCUGCAGCGGGAACGGGCUCUGCAGUUAGCCGCUCAGAGAACCGCGGAGUCCGGCUCUGCUCCUCUUCCCCCGGACCAGAAGCUCACCAAGCCUCCGCCCAAGGACGAACCUCAGGCCGGAGCCGCUGAAGGAGCUCCGGGUGUCAAACAGGAGGCUCCGGCAGAGGAGAAGCACCGACCGGCCGCAGUGGAGGAGACGGACUGUCCGGUGAAAGAGCUGGAAAAACAAGAGGUGGAACUUCGGGAAAAGAGUCGUCUGGAGCAGCUUCAACAGGAGCAGAAGAUCAUCGAAGAGAGGAAUAAACGCAAGAAAGCUCUGCUGGCAAAAACCAUCGCAGAGAAGUCCAAACAGACUCAGGCCGAGGCCGUGAAGCUGAAGCGGAUCCAGAAGGAGCUUCAGGCUCUCGACGACAUGGUGUCCAACGACAUCGGCAUCCUGAGAGGGAAGAUCGAGCAGGCCAGCUGGGACUACAGCACCGCCAGAAAACGCUACGAGAAGGCGGAGGCCGAGUACGUGGUGGCGAAACUGGACCUGCACAGGAGGACGGAGGUGAAGGAGCAGCUGACGGAGCAUCUGUGCGCCAUCAUCCAACAGAACGAGCUGAGGAAAGCCCACAAACUGGAGGAGCUGAUGGAGCAGCUGCAGCUCCAGGCCCACGAAGAGGAGCAGGAGGAGGAGGAGGUGAAGAGGAGGACCAAGGAGGAGGAGGUGAAGUGGAGGACCAAGGAGCAUGAGGAGAAGCAGGGGAACGGAGCGCCGGCCAAUCAGGAGGAGGCGCCGCACUCCAACACAGACGGUACCAACACAGACCAACAGACAGCGACGGCAAAACCUGAGACUGACUGCGAGAAGACGGUGGAAAACGGAGUUCAGAGUGAAGCGGUGGUUUCCUGAUGAGCGGAGGAGGUUCACCACAACGCCAAAGAGAACAGAACCAACGCAGCAGGUGGUGGUACGGUAGAAGAACACAACGUGUACCCACAGGGGGUUCACCAGGACCCGGGGCUUCACCGGGAUAGGGGUCUUCACAGGACUUGGUUCUCUAUACAUGAGUAACGGGGGUGUCAAUAGAUAACAGGGUUCUCCAUGGGUCCAUGGGUAACGGUAGGGUCUCCAUGGGUAACGGGGGUGUCCAUCUUCAGAACAGAAUCAGAUUUACUUCAUAUAAUAAAACAAAACUCCUCGUACAUCAAACAAAAACACUAAAUUAAACUGAAAACUGAAUUAACCAGGUCAUCACAAACACAACAGAUAAAACUUUAACUUUAUUUAACUUUAUUUAUCUGUAUUUAACCAGGUAGGUCAGUGGAGAACCAGUUCUUAUUUAUUUAUUUCUAAUGACGACCUGAACUAGAACCAAACUCAGACUAUUUAUAUGAAGUUGGACCACAUGGUUUUUCACCUGUGACCAUGUUAAGGUUCGGUCCUGGUCCCAGUCCUGGUCCUGGUCCCGGUCCUGGUCCCGGUCCCGGUCUCCCAGUCUGACGUGUUUGAUGUUUCAGCUUCAUUUUCAGUACUCAGAUCUGGUUUCAUGAGGCUUCAGGUUCAAUCAGAGUAAAAACAGGACGUGGGUUCAGUUUGUUGGAUGUCGGAGCUGACGGACGGACGGACAUGUUUGUGUUUGUUUUUAUUUGUGUGUUUGUUUGUGUUUGUUUUUAUUUGUGUGUUUGUUUGUGUUUGGUUCCUCUGCUGGUUCUCAGUAACCUGACAGAACCUUGAAGACGCCUCAUGCUUUAACUCCUGGAAACAGAUCAUACACACGUCUGUAACUGAUCAAAUAAAUCUGCUCAUUAGUUUCAGGAGAAAUCGACCUAACCGUCGUGUGUUUAAAACGUCCAAAACACCUAAAUGUUCACUUUACAACAGAAAAAAACCCACUGAAUUCUCAUAUUUCAGAAGCUGCAACUUUUCAUUUCUUCCCUUAAAAAACUCCUGCAGGUCUUUGAGCGGUGGAUAAAUAUGGAUGAAUUCACCAGAGCCUGAAACCCAAACCAGCCCAGAUUAUGUUUCUGCAAAAACACAUUAACAGGCGGAUGAAAGUAAAACUGUCACAUCAGACCAAACCUGAUCAUAUCGGCCUGGGUUAAUAAUCAGGACUGUAAGAUGAUUAAACAGAUGGUUAUUUAUUGUUUUAAAUUAUUUGUAAAAGACUAAAUAAGAUCCAACUCCAGCUGCAGACUCUGAACCAUCUGAGUCAUAUUCAACCAAAUGAAAAACAUCCUGGAUGUGAAUCAAGUCCUGAUAUUUCAGGUUUUAGUUGGUGUCUAAUCUACGGGUGUUGACGGUAAUGUUCACGUGGUCUGUGGUGAAACCUCUGACCUCUGCAGGACUGGGCCCAUCCCUAAAACCACCAUAGAACCAGUUUGUGGUCGAACGCUGAGGGAUGGGGGCUGUCUACUUCCUGGACUCAUGUGGGAUGGGGCUGUUUACUUCCUGAAUUUAGGAAGGAUGGGGACAUCUACUACCUAGACUCCUGAUGGAUGUAUAUGUCUACUUCCUGGACUCCUGAGUGAUGAAGCUGUGUACUUCUUGGACUUGUAAGUGAUGGGGCUGUGUACUUCCUGGACUCAUGUUGGUUGGCGCUGUCUACUUCCUGUAUUCAAGAGGGAUGGGGCUAGCUACUUCCUGGACUUGUGUGGGAUGGGGCUGUUUACGUCCUAAUUUAGGAAGGAUGGAGCUGUCUACUACCUGGACUCCUGAUGGCUGGAUAUGUCUACUUUCUGGACUAAUGUGGUAUGGGACUGUUUACUUCCUGUAUUCAGGCAGAAUGGGGCUAUCUACUUCCUGGAUUUGUGUGGGAUGGGGCUAUUUACCUCCUGAUUGAGGGAGGAUGGGUCUGUCUACUACCUGGACUCCUGAUGGAUGGAUAUGUCUACUUUCUGGACUCCUGAGUAAUGGAGCUGUCUACUCCCUGGACUCGUGAGUGAUGAAGCUGUGUACUUCUAGGACUCGUAAGUGAUGGGGCUGUGUACUUCCUGGAGCAUUAAUCUUGUCUUUUUCAGGAUGGAAACGCUGUCAUGUGUUGUAUGAAGGCGUCUCGUGUUUCUCAAAGCCGGGCCUCCGCCGCCGUAAGCCGAUCCCCGCUCAUGUAUGUUACAGAUGCAUUUAUUUUCUCUGCAGCUCAUGGAACAAGGUGUCAGAUAUAAUAUAUGACACUAAUCUAAUGCAAACGCUGGCUCUGUGCACGGCCGAGCGGAGGAUGAAGAUCUUUAAAGGGACUGUCUUUAAAGGGUGAGAACACUAAUAUUUUACACAAAUAAAGGAGCAAAAGAGCA
Messenger RNA from Sphaeramia orbicularis (orbiculate cardinalfish), 3549 nucleotides. Its product is annotated as RAB6-interacting golgin-like. The transcript has 5 exons. The record is from RefSeq and is a predicted model, not a curated record. Bases 149 to 1168 code for a protein of 339 amino acids. Gene Ontology annotation, biological process: non-motile cilium assembly. NCBI's taxonomy places the organism in Eukaryota, Metazoa, Chordata, Actinopteri, Kurtiformes, Apogonidae.